Aspergillus mulundensis is the source of this 864-nucleotide messenger RNA. RefSeq lists its product as uncharacterized. Bases 1 to 864 code for a protein of 287 amino acids. NCBI's taxonomy places the organism in Eukaryota, Fungi, Ascomycota, Eurotiomycetes, Eurotiales, Aspergillaceae. The record is from RefSeq and is a predicted model, not a curated record. The transcript has 2 exons.
AUGGACCAGUCUGAUCUCAGUCCACGGCAGACGGGCGAGGUGCGUGCUGACCCUGCCACGCAAAGAUCUUCGGAUCCCCACGGACCAACUCAUCUCAAUUCGCAUCAGGCGACCAUGCCUCAGGGUCAGAGCCAGGGACAAGGCCAGGAACCCCCGCAGCCUGCCAACGAGAUAACGCCCAUAGUCAGCCACAGCAGCUCUCACCAGCAGCGACGGUACAACUCCACGGAGAAUGUGCUGAGGAGCUCAGAUGGGGGGUCGGGGUCAGCGAAAUUCCCGACUCGCCAGCGCUCAGGCAACCAGAGUUCACUACGACAGAAUCCCGGGCCAGAAUCCGAAGAGCCUCAUGCGUCCUGGUACUCGCGGCUUGUAGACCGGUAUGGGAGUCUAGAACUGGAGAACAAGGGAAGUGUUGCGAGAGAUCAUCUUGCGCUAGAGCGCACAUUCCUUGCCUGGCUACGAACAUCACUAGCCUUUGCAUCAAUCGGCAUCGCCGUAACACAGCUCUUCCGUCUAAGUAACACGACAACUCAAAGCGCGAACGGGUUCGAGCUUACACCGCAAAGCGUUUCCUCAAUUAUAUCGCCUGGGUACGAUGGCAGCGCAUCGGUCAUAAGGAUAACAGAUACAUCCCAGCGCCUGCGCAGCCUAGGCAAGCCACUCGGCACGACAUUCAUCGGCGUCGCGAUCCUCAUCCUCCUCGUCGGGUUUCAUCGCUAUUUCGAAAGCCAGUACUGGAUCAUCAGAGGCAAAUUCCCUGCUAGCCGGGGCAGUAUCGCGCUCAUUGCUUUUGUGGCUGGUGCCCUGAUUAUCGCGGCGCUAGCUGUCAUUAUCGCUAUAUCCCCUGGCGCUAUUGAAACUUAA